AAAGUUAAUUGAAACCGACCCAAAACUCCUUUUUCCAUUAUUCUAAAGGUAGAUUCGAUUAUUGUUGACUUAAGCAUCGAAGUGUCUACCCCGAUGAUCCACCUCGGGGCUUUGCAGAUUUAUCCAGAGUGAAGACAUGGAUUGAAGAAGGACUUUUGGUUUGGUGCAAUUACAUUUGGAGCUGUCUGUGGGAAUCCGAACUAAAAGCUCUCUUGUUGUUCUUUCAUCAUGGUUAACACUCGAUCUGUCCGAGCUAAAAGUCAGGCUCAGCCUCCUACCCAAGGCCAAGCUCAGUACCUCAAUAACCUUCCACCUCAUAUCCCGAAUCUAUUCCCUCCUGUUGAACAUGUAGAAAGAGGUGAUGAGAACCAACCUCACAAUUUAGCUCCCAUCCCGAACCAAGGUAAUGUAGUCUCAGCUCAGCUCAGUUCGCCACAAUGCAACAAUAGUUUGGCUCAGAAUGCCUCUGAUGCAUUGAUGUGUAAGAUCUUUCUUUCCACUCUCCGAGGCAAUGCUCGAAUGUGGUAUUACAGUCUACCUCCGAGAUCUAUCAGUUCUUAUACAAAGAUGACAUCUGCUUUUGCUACAAAGUUUUUCAGUAGAAGGUUGAUUAGGAAAACUACUUCUGAGCUGAUGCGAGUCAUGCAGAGAGAUAGAGAAUCUCUAAAGAAUUACAUGAGCAGAUUCAAUGAUGCAGUUUUGGAGGUUAGCUCAUUCGAUCAAGCUAUGGGAAUUGCAGUUUUAAUUCAGGGUCUUAACCAUGAAAGAUUCAGAGACAACUUAAUUAAGCAUCGCACUGCCACUUGUAACAAGGGGCCACAGCCACAGGGAUCUCGUAAUGUUGGAAAUAGGCAAGGAGUGGGAUAUCAACAAGCCCCAUCUCCACUUCCGCCACCAGCCAGAAUUAUACACAUGAUUACGGGAGGAUUGGAAGCAGGGGGUUUGAGCUCCAAGCAAAGGAAGUUAUAUGUUAGGGAGGUGAAGCAUCAAAACAGAGCUCAGAAAAGAAAGUUUGAUAAUGCUGACUGGAAGAAUCAACCCAUCACUUUCAUAUCUGUUGACUUCGAUACAGUUGUAACACCCCAUAAUGAUCCUUUGGUCACUUCUGUUAUGAUUAAUAACUGUGAGGUACAACGUGUCCUUGUUGACACAAGGAGUGCACCGAACAUUAUGUAUUAUCAUUGUUUUGAGAGCCUAGGACUAGAUUUAGCUUUAUUGCAAAGGGGUAGCAACAUUACAAGGCAACCAGAGGUGGCAAGACAUUGCUAUAUUACCUCGGUUACAAGGCCUCAGAAAGGACAAGAUCAGACAUCAGAAACUAUUUCACAGGAAGUUCAUGAUAACCAGCAGGUUAUGGGGGUCGAGGUUGAUUACUGUGAGUGGGUAGCCAAUCCAUUACUGGUCAAGAAAGCAAAUGGCAAGUGGCGAAUAUGCAUUGAUUACACAAAUCUUAACAAGACGUCUCCCAAAGACUGUUAUCCGGUGCCAAACAUUGACAAACUGGUUGAGGCAGCUUUUGGAAACGAGAGAUUAAGUCUCUUAGAUGCAUAUUCUGGUUAUCACCAAGUCUUGAUGGCUCUUGAGGAUGAAGAGAAGACCUCAUUCUACGUAGAUGAUGAAAUCUAUUGUUUUGUCAUGAUGCCCUUUGGCUUAAAGAAUGCAGCCGAAGAUCAUUUAGCUGAUCUUGAUGAGACAUUUAACAACUUGAGAAAGAAUAAAAUGCAGUCGAACCCAGCGAAGUGCAUCUUUGGUGUGGAGUUUGGAAAAUUUCUAGGCUUCAUGGUAUCCAGGAAGGGAAUUGAGGUUAACCCAGAAAAGAUUAAAGCAGUAGCCGAGAUGGAACCACCAAGGUCAAUAAAGAAUAAGUCAGAAUGCUUAGGAAGAUUGAUCAAAUGGGCUGUGGAAUUGGGGGAAUCUAAAAUAACGUUUCAACAGAGGUCAGCAAUUCGAGCUCAAGCACUAGUAGAUUUUAUUAUGGAAUGCACCUCAGAUCACUCAAAUUCUAACCCCGAGCCUGACAGUUGGAUUCUAUAUGUUGAUGGAGCAUCAAGUAGCAAAGGCUCCAGAACUUGUGCAUUCCUAGUUGGUUCAGAUGGAUAUCGAAGUGAGCAUGCUUUGAAAUUCCAUGUCGAUGCAACUAAUAACAUGGCUGAAUAUGAAGCUCUGCUACUUGGCUUGCAACUAGUAUUAGAGCUGAAAGUCACGACAAUACAAGUAUAUAGUGACUUACAGCUUGUGGUUAAUCAAGUCAACUCAGUCUGUAAGGUGGUUGAUUCUAUCAUGAUGAAGUAUGUAGCCCUAGUGGCCGAGCUGAGGUGAAAAUUCCAAAAAUUUUGUUUGAGCAAAAUACCCCGAGCUGAAAAUGAACAAACAAAUUCACUUUCU
Messenger RNA from Rubroshorea leprosula, 2385 nucleotides. The record is from the annotation of a GenBank genome assembly. Lineage: Eukaryota; Viridiplantae; Streptophyta; Magnoliopsida; Malvales; Dipterocarpaceae.